AUGCUUGUCAGAUACGCUAGCUUAAUCGCUCUCGCAGCGGCUCUUGCCCAGGCUCUUCCUCUGAACAUCAAUCUUGGCGCGUACUCUCCUGCCUUGGUGGUUGGUGAUGGCGAAAUCUCUUUCGGAGGAGAGGCUGGCGCAGAGGCUCUCAUCAACUCGCUCGAAGGUGCUGCUGUGAGUGGUGCUACCGGUGCUGCAAAUGCCGCUGCAGCCCCUGCCGCCGAGCCAGUUGCCACAAAUGCGGGUGUCAUUAGCGAAAAGGCGAGUCUCCCCGUACCAGGCUCGAGUAAGGAGCUUGACCCUCGCUUGAAACGCGAGGAGAUAUCAGCUCAGCCCCAGAAGCGCGACCUCGCCGGCUUCGACCGGGCUUUGACCUAUGCUGAGGUCGGUCUCGAGAAGGGCCCCAAGAUCCAGCUCGGUACACCGGCGUCUGGUGUUGGAAUCAUCGUCGACAAUAACCAAGAGGCAGCCGCUCGUGCAGGAACUGGGGUUGCCGAGUAG
Molecule: messenger RNA, 501 nt
Organism: Phaeoacremonium minimum UCRPA7
Lineage: Eukaryota; Fungi; Ascomycota; Sordariomycetes; Togniniales; Togniniaceae
Exons: 2
Coding region: 1-501 (166 amino acids)
Source: RefSeq, a predicted model, not a curated record